UUGACAGUUGACAUUUCUUUUUGAUAGUAAUAAUAUUAGUAAAAAAUAUAACAAAAAUAGCAGUAAUAAUGUCCAGAAACGAAAUAUUGUACGUUAAAGGAAUGAACAUUUCAGAAUCGGAGGUUGACGAUGAGGAACAAGACAUCUGGGAUGAUAGAAAGCUUAACGACGCUUAUGACAAAGCCUUACAGAUCGCCAAUGCAGAAGUGGCCAAACGAAUAGCAUUGUCAACAAACACAAACCGGAAAAGUAAUGAUCAACCUGACAAUAAAAAAGACAAGACUGCCCCCAAACCAAGUACAUCAAAGAAUAAUAAAAAGGAACCAAGCACGAAAUGGAAAUCAGGAAUGCAUUGCAGGGCCUUGUAUGAAGAGGAUGGAUUAGAAUAUGAGGCAUUCAUAUUAAGUGUAUUAAAUGAUAAAGAGUGUGUUGUGAGAUUUUUAGGUUAUGAAAAUUCCGAAAUUGUGCCUAUAAAUACAUUAAAACCAACCUUAGGUAAAACUGAAAGAACCAAGCAAAUUGAGGAGGCAUUGAGUGAAAAGGCUGAAAAUCCAUAUGCAAAUGCUUCUCCAGAUCCUGAGCAAAUGGAGUUUGGCUCCAACAGAGAUGAAGCAAGUUCUAAUCCUGAGCCUGUAGAACAAGUGAGAUCAUGCAAUAGAAAGCAGAAAACAAAAAAGAAAAAGAAUAAUAAACACAUUAAUGGUUAUGAACUUCCGGAACUGCCAUCCCUGCCGAAUCUAGCUAUGUUGUUGAAUAGUGGUCCAAACGAUGUACCAUUACCACCUCCGCCGCCAUUAGGCUUCCAUACAUCAAAUAGGACUGAUUCAGAGGAGCAGGCGAUAUCGUCCAUGCUGCUCAGCUGGUACAUGAGCGGGUACUACACCGGACUCUAUCAGGGUCUCAAACGGGCCCGGGAAGGCAAGAGAAAUCCCUAACGAAAAAAUUAUAGGUGCAUAGGUAAUUAAUAAAAAAAUAUACACUUAAAUAUUUUUUUUGUUUUUAUUUUUAGGCUCACAUAAAUGAACAAAUAAAAAUAGAAAUGUGGUUAUCAAGUAAACAAUAAAUAAAAUUAUGCCUCCUGUUCCAUGUCUAAUAUAUGUACAUAAUUUACAUUUGUAUCGAUUUAGUUUGUUUGUCACACUGUUAGUAACUUAUCACUGAUUGGUGGGUUGAAAUUUCUAUUUAUAAAUUCACACAUCACAUAUUACUUCAUUGCAUGAAUAUUUACAUGAUUGUUGCUGUCUCUGUCAUUCUCUUUUCAUUGUAUAAUGAAUGACAGAGAUAAAUAUGUAUAUAUUAUUGCUUCUUGAAAAUGCUCAACUUUGUACAUAAACUAAGCAAUAAAUUUUGAAUAAAACAGUUAGUCUUUUUCUUGUUUAAUAAUGUGAACUAUUGAUAUAUUCUGUACACCCAAAA
This is a messenger RNA of Achroia grisella, 1416 nucleotides long. RefSeq names its product survival motor neuron protein (gene Smn). NCBI's taxonomy places the organism in Eukaryota, Metazoa, Arthropoda, Insecta, Lepidoptera, Pyralidae. Gene Ontology annotation, cellular component: nucleus; cytoplasm. Gene Ontology annotation, biological process: mRNA processing. The coding region runs from base 69 to 935 and encodes 288 amino acids. The record is from RefSeq and is a predicted model, not a curated record. Gene Ontology annotation, molecular function: RNA binding. The transcript has 8 exons.